Lynx canadensis (Canada lynx) is the source of this 1189-nucleotide messenger RNA. RefSeq names its product neurotrophin 3 (gene NTF3). Gene Ontology annotation, biological process: nerve growth factor signaling pathway; memory; neuron projection morphogenesis. Bases 131 to 904 code for a protein of 257 amino acids. Gene Ontology annotation, molecular function: growth factor activity; nerve growth factor receptor binding. NCBI's taxonomy places the organism in Eukaryota, Metazoa, Chordata, Mammalia, Carnivora, Felidae. The transcript has a single exon. The record is from RefSeq and is a predicted model, not a curated record.
UGGAAGGUGACACCCUGCUCUUGCUUGCUCUCUCACAGGGUUACUCAACCCAGAAUGACAUGGAUUCAGCUGCCACAGCCUGCUACUAAUACCUGCGUUUCCUUUUCAGAUCUUACAGGUGAACAAGGUGAUGUCCAUCUUGUUUUAUGUGAUAUUUCUCGCGUAUCUCCGUGGCAUCCAAGGUAACAACAUGGAUCAAAGGAGUUUGCCUGAAGACUCACUAAAUUCCCUGAUUAUUAAGCUGAUCCAGGCAGAUAUUUUGAAAAACAAGCUCUCCAAGCAGAUGGUGGACGUUAAGGAAAACUACCAGAGCACCCUGCCCAAAGCAGAAGCCCCCCGAAAGCCGGAGCAGGGAGAGCCCGCCAAGUCGGAGUUCCAGCCAGUGACUGCAAUGGACACAGAACUCCUGCGGCAACAGAGACGCUACAGCUCGCCCCGGGUCCUGCUGAGUGACAGCACCCCCUUGGAGCCCCCUCCCUUGUAUCUCAUGGAGGAUUACGUGGGCAACCCCGUGGCGGCCAACAGAACGUCGCGGAGGAAGAGGUACGCAGAGCACAAGAGUCACCGAGGUGAGUACUCGGUAUGCGACAGCGAGAGCCUGUGGGUAACCGACAAGUCCUCGGCCAUCGACAUUCGGGGACACCAGGUCACGGUGCUGGGGGAGAUCAAAACCGGCAACUCUCCCGUCAAACAAUAUUUUUAUGAGACGAGAUGUAAAGAAGCCAGGCCUGUCAAAAACGGUUGCAGGGGGAUUGACGAUAAACACUGGAACUCUCAGUGCAAAACGUCCCAAACCUACGUCCGCGCACUGACGUCAGAAAACAAUAAACUUGUAGGCUGGCGAUGGAUACGGAUAGACACCUCCUGUGUGUGUGCCUUGUCGAGAAAAAUUGGAAGAACAUAAAUUGGCAUCUCUCCCCAUAUAUAAAUUAUUACUUUAAAUUAUAUGAUAUGCAUGUAGCAUAUAAAUGUUUAUAUUGUUUUUAUAUAUUAUAAGUUGACCUUUAUUUAUUAAACUUCAGCAACCCUACAGUAUAUAAGCUUUUUUCUCAAUAAAAUCAGUGUGCUUGCCUUCCCUCAGGCCUCUCCCAUCUGUUAAACCUUAUUUUGUGACCCGGCUCUCAGGAGCCGUUCUGCCCCUCUGUAAAAUCUGUGUACACCAGUAUUCUGCAUUCAGUAUUGUCAAGGC